Molecule: messenger RNA, 2242 nt
Organism: Macadamia integrifolia
Lineage: Eukaryota; Viridiplantae; Streptophyta; Magnoliopsida; Proteales; Proteaceae
Product: UV-stimulated scaffold protein A homolog
Exons: 2
Coding region: 135-2072 (645 amino acids)
Biological process (GO): response to UV; transcription-coupled nucleotide-excision repair
Cellular component (GO): chromosome
Molecular function (GO): phosphatidylinositol binding; ubiquitin binding; RNA polymerase II complex binding
Source: RefSeq, a predicted model, not a curated record
AAAAGUUAGGGUUUGGAAGAUUUUGGAUUUUAGGGAUUUGGGAUUUUGGGCUCGGUGGAUGGAUCAAGUAAUCUGAAAGUUGGAAACGGAAGCGAGCACCCUCUGCGAGUUGAAGAAAUUGGAAUUGAUUAGUGAUGGAGGAGGAUGAGAUUCAGAGAGAUGGGGAUGGGAAGGUAAGGUCGUUGAUCGAGAUAGCAACUAACUCAACAGCUCCAGAUGUCGAUCCUCGAAUUCUCAAAUCCAUCAAAUUGGUGGUUCGUUCUUCCGACUCUGCAAUUCAACUCGCCGUCGAAACCCUAAUGGAGAAGAUGAAGACAUAUCACUCCCAGGUGAGGUACCUUGCCCUUCUUAUAAUCGAUGAGUUGUUCAUGCGCUCAAAGCUAUUCAGAUCCCUACUUGUCAUGAACUUUGGUCAGUUUUUGAGUUUGAGUGUUGGUUUCGGUUCUGGAGUGAACCAACCACUCCCUCCACCGGAUGGUAUUGCAAAAAAACUUCGUUCGAAAGCAAUUGAGUUUUUAGAGAAAUGGAAUGAUUCAUUUGGCAUACAUUACAGACAGGUGAGGUUAGGAUUUAACUACUUGAAAAAUACCCUUCGGCUUCACUUUCCAAAUAUUCAGCAAAAUGCAUCUCGUAUUGAACAAGAGAGAAGACAAAGAGAGAUGAGGUCUAAAGAAAUUUUACAAAACAAGUUUGCCUCUCUUAGGGAAACCAGUGCUUCAUAUAAGGGUGAAAUUAUGUCAACAGUUGAUGAAAUAGAGGAAUGUUUGCAGAUUCUUAAUACCAAAAAUGAAUUAAUACCAUUGGAUGUGUUUGAGGAGGAUGAAGUUGAAGAAUUCCGGUGCUCUGCUUUACAACAGAUUCGUUUUGCUGCAUUGGAAGAAGGGAAAAAGGUCCGUGAGAACAAUGACAAUCAAGCUGUUUUUGAUGUACUGAGGGAACUUUACAAACUCCUAGUGACGAAGCAUUUGGUCUCAUUGCAAGAAUGGAUGGUUGUUCUUGUGAAGGUUGAAACAGAAGACAUCAGAUUUAGAGAUUCCACAAUGAAAGAUUUCAUUGAUAUUCGAAAUCAUCUGCUAUCAGUGAAGAAGAGGUGUGAAGAAUCAGGUUGUGCUCCUUCCAGCAAACGUGAAGAAGAGGAUUUGUGGGAGGAGGGUAAAAUAGAAGCCUUUGAUGGUGGGGAUUGUGGGGAACCUAGCAAGCCAUGUGAAGAUAUUGGCAAUAUGUCAACUCUGAGAAAAAAGAAAAAUGCUGUCUGCAAUACAGACCCAAGUGGCAGUAAGACCAUGGAUCGCAGAGUAGAUGGUUCUGAUAUAACCCCUCUUAAGAGAGAACUUUUGGCCAAAGCUCCUGUUAUGAAUUGGGGAUCUUUCCUGGAUAAUUGGGGUUCAAACAGGGAUUUUAUGGCUAACCAGAGAGGAUUGGAGCUUGAGGGUCAUUGGGGCCGGGUAGACUAUGAUGCAGUUAUUCCGGCAGAGAAAAUUGCUGAAUUGAAUGUUCAGACUACAUUAUACAAGGAAGACAAUGUUGAAAUUCAACCCUGCCAUGCUCCAUUGAGUAAGGGGGGACUUUGUCAGAGAAGAGAUUUGAGAGUUUGCCCAUUUCAUGGGCCCAUCAUACCACGAGAUUCUAAAGGAAAUCCUAUCAUUGAAAAUUCAACUACAGAUGAUAAAACUCUUGAUUUGGGAGCUGAAAUAGUCGAGCAAUUGGCCAAACAGGCAGUGAAGAAUGUGCGAGAUAGAGAUAGAGAUGAAGUAAAACAAGAGGUAAUUGAUAAAAAGUCACUGAAGCGUGCGAAGCUUGCAAAGGUUCGUGAGCACAAUGAAGCAGUCUUACGGCAAUCUGCACUGGCAUCAACCUCACGGUCUGCUCAAUUUGGAGAAGAUUUGGAAUCAGUGGGUAUGAAGAAGACCAUGGCCAGAAAGAAGAAACAAACACUUGCAUCAAUGCUGCGUAAGAAAGAUACUCCAAAAGAUAGAUUGGCAAAGAGGCUUUUGAAUUCUCGCGCAACAGUAAGGAAUCUGACAUUAGGGGAGGAUUCAAAAUAUAGGGAAGCUUUUCCAAAUCAAUGGUAGAUGAAUGUGUUAUUUUCUUACAAAAUUUGUAGGCUCUAACUUUAAGAGAGUAAUUGAUUCCAUACUUGUAUUAUAUGUUGGACCACGCUGGGCACACUGUUACUUCUUUGUAACAUGCUUGAUUCUUUUGGGGGAAAAGGAGCUAGUGAAGAAUGUUCUGCCCUCGUAUA